Molecule: messenger RNA, 1284 nt
Organism: Akanthomyces muscarius
Lineage: Eukaryota; Fungi; Ascomycota; Sordariomycetes; Hypocreales; Cordycipitaceae
Exons: 12
Coding region: 1-1284 (427 amino acids)
Cellular component (GO): mitochondrion
Molecular function (GO): homocitrate synthase activity
Source: RefSeq, a predicted model, not a curated record
AUGUGCGGAGGCUGCAAUGGAGGCGCUGAGGCCAAUGGCUCUGCCGCCAAUGGCACAAACGGCCGCGUGCAACAUCCUGUCCAAAAUCGCUCCGCGAGCUCCCCCUACCAGUCGGUCGGCGACUACCUCUCCAACGUCGGCAACUUCAAGAUUAUCGAGUCCACCCUGCGCGAGGGUGAGCAGUUUGCCAACGCCUUCUUCGACACCGAGAUCAAGGUCAAGAUUGCCAAGGCUCUCGACUCUUUCGGCGUCGACUUUAUCGAGCUGACUUCGCCCGUCGCCUCGGAGCAGUCGUUCAAGGACUGCAAGACCAUCUGCGGCCUCGGUCUCAAGGCCAAGAUUCUUACCCAUGUUCGGUGCAACAUGGAGGACGCCAAGGCUGCUGUAGCCACUGGUGUCGACGGUGUCGAUCUCGUUAUUGGUACCUCCAGCUUCCUCCGUGAGUUCUCUCACGGCAAGAGCAUGGCCUACAUUCAGAAGACGGCCAUUGAAGUCAUCGAGUACCUCAAGGGUGAGGGUGUCCAGGUCCGAUUCUCUUCCGAGGACUCGUUCCGUUCCGACCUCGUCGAUCUGCUCUCUCUGUACAAGGCUGUCGAUGCCGCCGGCGUUCAGCGUGUUGGUAUUGCCGACACUGUCGGCGGAGCCACACCUAGAAUGGUCUACGAUCUCGUCCGCACCCUGCGUGGUGUCGUGCACUGCGAUAUCGAGACUCAUUUCCACGACGAUACCGGAUGCGCUGUCGCCAACGCCCACGCCGCCCUUGAGGCUGGUGCCACCCAUAUCGAUACCUCGGUUCUCGGAAUUGGCGAGCGUAAUGGUAUCACUCCCCUCGGUGCCUUCAUGGCCCGUAUGGUUGUCACCUCGCCCGACUAUGUCAAGUCCAAGUAUAACCUCAAGGAGCUCAAGGCUCUUGAGACGCUGGUUGCCGACGCCGUGCAAAUUAACAUCCCUUUCAACAACCCCGUCACUGGCUUCUGCGCCUUUACCCACAAGGCUGGUAUCCACGCCAAGGCCAUCCUCAACAACCCUUCGACCUACGAGAUUAUCAACCCCGAAGACUUUGGCCUGAACCGCUACGUUUCGAUUAGCAGCCGAAUCACCGGCUGGAACGCGGUCAAGUCGCGUGUUGACCAGCUCGGCCUCAAGAUGUCCGACGAGCAGGUCAAGGAAGUCACUGCCAAGAUUAAGCAGCUGGCCGAUAUCCGUCCCCUGGCCAUUGAUGAUACCGACUCCAUCCUGCGCUCAUUCCACGCCGAGCAGGUCGAGGGCAGUGGUACAUACUAG